AUGACGGGGCCGACGCCGCCGAUGUUGGCGUCCGUGCGACUGCCGGAGAAGCUGCCCGGGCCGGGAGGGGCGGACGAGGCGGGGGUGGUUGUGGAGUUGCCGCCGGCGAACAAAUUCAGCAUCGCGUGGUCGGGCGAGACGCUGUCGCCGCCGCCGAUGGCCGCCGUUGCCUCUGGCUCGGGCUUAUCGGACAGCGAGGGCGAGAGCGGACCGGGGAUGAGCGGGCGGCAGAGCGGGGCGAGCGAGGACGAGAGCGUGGUGACGCCGCGACGGCACCCGGUCGAGCGGCCGGCGGCGAGCACGUCGGUGCCGAGGCUGAGCAGGGCGUUCAGUGCGCCCGUCGCGUCGCAGAUCGGGCAGCUGCUGAAUCCGCGGCGCAAGGCGGUGCCGAGGGACGUGUCCGGAUUGGGAGAUGUGUCGGGGGAGGUGGCGGACAGCGUGGAGAUGGCGAUCGCGACGUUGCUGGCGAUCUCGCCGCCGCAGGUGCUGGACCCGGCCAAGGAGCAGUUCAGCGCGUGCUCGCUGCCCGUCCCGACGCCCUCCGUCGCCGCGCUCCUGACGCAGAUGAAGAACCUGAACUACAUCGCAAAGCACAUCCGCGCCUUUGCCCACCCCGCAGAGCACACCGCCCCCGCCCGCGACGACCACGACUUUGACAUCGGCGAGACUGUCCAGAGCGUCGGCGACUCGCUCGCGGGCAUAGCGUCCGACGCCGGCGUCGAGCUCGUCCUCUUCCACGCCGACAGCGGCAUGAAGCACGUCGCCGUCCACGCCGACGAGACCGCCGUCGCGUACACCGUCCAGCACGUCUGUCGGCAGAUCAUCGCCGCGGCAUCUCCCGGCGACGCCCUCGAGCUCGGCCUCUUCCUCGUCGCCCCCCUCGCCGGCGUCAACACGGACCCCGGCCUGGACGCGACCGACGCGCCGACGACGCACUCGCCCGAGCCGGAUCCCGACGCGCCCCUGCACUGCACCCUCCAGCUCACCCACUACCCGGCUCCGAACACCCCGCCAGCGCCGCCGCCUGCACUGGAGGGCCCCAUCCUACGCAGGCUGUUGCACGACAUUGGCGCGACGCUCAGCACCGACGGCGGCAGGACGUGGAAGCUCUCGCUCACGCUCCCUCGGGGCGAUCCUGCGGUGGUCAACCCUGCGGUGGUGCUGCCCGACGGCCAGGACCCGCUGUCGUCGAUGUUCCCAGACCUGCGCAUCCCGGGCGAGCCGACGUUGGCCGACCUCGCCGCGUUCACCGACACGCUCAAGGGAAAGCGCGUCCUGCUCUACGCAUCCGCAUCCGCCCUCUUCCCCCGCCACCUGACGUCCUACCUCACUUCCUGGGGUCUCGACGUCUACCCCGUCUCCCGCGACUCGGGCUCUCCAGAACGCGGUCACGAGGGCCAGCAACCGCCCGCGUUUGUGCUCAUCGACGACGACGUGGCCGCGCUCAGGGCCCGCCUACGCGCCGCACGGGCAGAGGCACAGUACCCGCUCCACCUCGCAGGCCGCAAACGACCCACGCUCGCCACGCACCACAGACCGCGCUCGUCGCCCCAGGUCGCGCGCGCAAUGUCCUCCGCAGGCGCCACAGCUCCCCCGCCACAGCGCGUCCCGCCGCCCGUCAUCAUCCACUUUAGCUCCCUCGCAAACUUCAAGCUCGCAAAGGGCGCAAUGCACACCCUGCUCUCCCCAUUUGCCUCAAACGGCUCCUCCUCCCCACAGCCCCCUUUCCCCGGUCGUCUGCCAGAGGUCAUCAUCUUGCCCAAACCCGCCGGACCUCGCCGCGUCUUGACCGCCCUCCAUACCGCCGCCACCAAACCCGCCGUCGACCCGUUCUUCAGCCCGAUCGCCACCAGCCCCAUGUCUCCCGGACUCGGGCUCUACACCCCUCGCUCCCCAGCCUUGACCAGGAGCUCGCCCGCCCGUUCACCCCUCGGCGACUCUUCCCACAAUAGCUCCAGCUCGGGUUCUGGCUCGAACAUGAACGUGGCCAGCGGCGAAAAGCCGGGCGGCGUAAGCCCGCUGCGACUGAGCGAGGGCAUGGACUACUUCUCCGAGGCGGCCGUCAAGCUCGGCACUUCGCCGUCCUCCGGCCUCGUCAUUCAAUCGCCCGACGGACAACCCGCAGGUAUCUUCUUUCACCCCCGCCUGCGCGGCGUACAGCGCUCCUCGACCGACCGGAGCGCCGGGAGUGCAGGAGGCGAUGGCAUGCCUGGCUUUGGCGCCUUUGGCCCGCCCUCGAGCAGUAUACGGCGCGAAGGGAGCGGCGGCGGCCAGGCGAGGAGCAGAGAAGCCAGCCGUGACGGUCGAAUCGCCGCCCGCGAGCUCGCGCAGGUGCCUCCGCCGCGACGUUCCUCCAGCAGACCCGCGCCCGUGGCCACUCCCGUAUCCCCCGCGCUCAAGACCGUCGAUGUCAGCAUCACGGCUCCGACCCCGCCAGUGCCGCCCGUCGACGGCGAGACACGACCGCGCAAACGGGCCGGUACGGCGAGCGGGCGCAGUCCGACCGUGCCACCUAUUGGUCUAGGUAUCACCGAGAGGCAGGUCGUGGAGGAGCCUGGACCGAUGAGCCCUACGUCUUUGCGCAAGGUCUCGCCCAUCGACGCGCUCAGGAAAGGCACACCGCCGGUUAGUCCGACCCCUGCGGCUGGCGUGGGCUUUGUGAGGAGGCAGAGGAGCGGCGUCAAGUCACCCAUCGAUCCCGGCUCAGCGCAGGGCGCAGACGGUACUCCACCGCCGAGCGCAGGUCCCCGAAAGGCUUCCAAGGCAAAGAAACCCGAUACCGGGAUCGUGCCGCCCAUUAACGUGCUCGUCGUCGAGGAUAACCCUAUCAACCAGACCAUUCUGACGACGUUCAUGCGGAGAAAGAAGAUCAAGUUUGAUGUGGCGAAGAACGGCGAGGAGGCGGUGACAAAGUGGAAGAGCGGGCAGUUCCAUCUCAUCUUGAUGGACAUUCAAAUGCCCGUCAUGGACGGUAUUGCCGCCACCACCGAGAUUCGCCGGCUCGAGAGGCUCAACGCCGCCGCGGGCUACCCCACCACACCCUCUGCGAGCUCUGAAUCCUCGCACCCGCGCACACCAGAGACCCCAUUCACAGCCGCUACGACCUCCGCAUCCCCAUACCGCUCCUCCGUCAUCAUCGUCGCUCUGACUGCCUCGUCGCUCCAAUCCGAUCGUGUGGCCGCGCUCGCGGCGGGCUGCAACGAUUUCCUCACCAAACCCGUCAGUCUCGACUGGUUGAACAGCAAGAUCAUCGAGUGGGGCAGCAUCAAGGCGCUGCAGAUGUGGGCGGAUAUCAAGCCCGAGACCGCGCGUGGAUUCGCCAAGGGCAUGGCCGGUCAAGCGCAGAAUGUCGCGCGUAAGCUGCGCGUGCCUGAAGGUCGUGCAACCGCCACCGCGAGCCCUACGCCUUCAGAUCCACAGUCGGGUUCAUCGACGAGAGAACGCCAGCCGAGUGCGGGAUCGAGGGAGAGGGAGCGCAAGCCCAGUGCGGGCGCCGUGGACAGGGACAGGGAGAAGGAUACGGCGAGCCCUGCGACGCCCGUCGGCGCCGUCUUUGGCGCGCAAGUGCUGAGGCAUGCACCAGGCGGCGGGCGCGAAAUGAGCGCGGCUCAGGAGGCUGCUCAAGCGCUCGCCUCGGGCGCGCCGUUGCUCUCGAGAACAUCGUCAUCGUCACACGCGGCGUCGCCGCCGAAUGCGGGACCCACUCCGAAGCAAGGUUCUGGUGAUGCGGGGAUGACGCCGAAGCAGACCCUCGGCGCUCCGAAUGCACCCAUGCGUGCUUUGGCGUCGAUGCGGGAGCCGGAGCCCGAGUCGGUAGCGCACAAGGCGUUCGAGUCGAUGGUCCCGGAGGAGCACGAGCCGGUGCCUGCACCGGUCCCCGAGUCUGAGCAACAGGCCGCUGCCGACUUGCAAGACGUGCUGGUGGCGGAAGCACUCGCGGGGCCACCAGACGACCCGCAGAUAGAACCUACUCCACGAGCGACGUCGGUCCCUGAGGCCCCCGCAGAUGGCGACGACGACGAGCCGCACGAGUCGGGGGAUGCUGAAAGCGCGCCUCUUUUGGAUGAUGGCCACCACGAAGCCGCCCCGGGCCCGCUCGGGUGA
This is a messenger RNA of Peniophora sp. CBMAI 1063, 4104 nucleotides long. NCBI's taxonomy places the organism in Eukaryota, Fungi, Basidiomycota, Agaricomycetes, Russulales, Peniophoraceae. The record is from the annotation of a GenBank genome assembly.